CUACCCUCUUCGAAAGUAAGCAAUCCCAACUCAUUUCCCUUGACAACAAAGCACUUUGACUAGCUUGAGGACGUUGAUUGGAAACUACAGUUGCAUCGAAUUCCUCCCUAGUCUAUUUAAACCAAAGAUCUUUUAGCUUCAUUAUGUGCAUGAGAGAUGGGGAAGCUGAAUUGGGAAAGCAAUCCACACUGGGAGAAACUCCGCAGAUUACCUUCUCUGCUAGACAUCAAAAAGCUCUCAAACAAAUAUGCUAAUGCAGUAGGUUGCCGAAGUGCAAAGGAAGUCUCGACAGAUGAGGUGGAGGAGAGGACACUAAAGGGAGAAUACUGGCGAACAGCUAUACUUCUAUUGGAUAUUGAUAUCUAUGUUAAGCAGUAUGAAUCUAUUAAUGUGAAUUAUGAAGAGGCCAGAAACCCUGCUGGUAAAAUUCCCACCGGUGGGGGGAGGAAUAACGAGGGUAAGAAGGUCAGUUUCAGUGAUGGGGAUGAGGACUGGCAAUUAGUCCAGAAUAGGGAAAAGAACAAAGGAAAGCAUCCACAGAACUUAGGGUCCACUAAAACAUGGAAAAGGGUGGAAUGUCCUGGUGAUGCUAAUUUGAGAAAGGUAUAUGGGAAACAUAAUGAGAAAGAAAGGGAGAACCUUUGGCAUGCCCUCAGUACCCAUAAUCCCAACAAUCAUUUGUGGAUUGUUGGAGGAGACUUUAAUGCUGUAACUAGGUUGGAAGAUCACAAAGGGAGUGAUAGUCCUUCCAUAAGGAGUAUGACAGCCUUCCAAGAUGCUAUUAACUCUUGUGAGCUGAAUGGUUUGGAACCCAUAGCAGGGGGAACCUUCACCUGGUAUGGAGUCAGAAGUUUGGGAAAGGUGUGGAGGAGAUUGGAAAGAAUCUUUGUUAACAAUGAAGUUCUCUACAAAUAUACCAGUGUUUCUUUAAGCCAUCUUAGUAAGAGCAGCUCAGAUCACAAGACACUACUUCAAUGCAAAACUGAGGUUUUUACAGGUGUGAAGCCAUUUAGAUUUCUGAAUUGUUGGUGCUCACGUGAAGGAUUCCAAGAUGUGGUGAAAAGUAAAUGGAACUCUUACAACACAGUUGGAGGAAUGAAAGGUUUAGCAGAUAAGCUUAGGCAACUUAAAGGAGAUCUAAAGGAGUGGAAUAAACCUACCUAUGUUAACAUCUUUGAUAAAGGAAGAAGAGCAAAGUUAAAGAUUGAGAGCAUUAAGAGAGACAAUGGACAGGGGAUCACAGAUGAAGAGGGAAUAGCCAAUAGUGCCAUUGAUUAUUACUCGACUCUUUAUAAUGAAGGCCAUGAACCAAGUCUCCAACCUAUUCUUGAUAAUAUACAAACUUUGGUGAACAAUGAGGAUAACCAGAUGCUGAGUGAACUUCCAACCUUGGAGGAGGUGCAACAAGCUGAUUGGGAGCUAAAUGAGACCUCAGCAAGUGGACCAGAUGGGUUCACAGGUGGGAAUGUAAUCAUCAAAUUAGACAUUGCCAAGGGCUUCGACAAAGUUAGCUGGGGCUACCUUAGAGAAGUAAUGAAGAAGAUGGGCUUUAACCACAAGAUACCUGUAGAAGUUGGAAUGGCAGUUAGGUUGAUGGCGGAGUUAGUGGCGGCAAGCCGUAGCCGCGAUGGUGCGCAGACUCUGGCAGAGUUAGCGGCGGCAAGGCGUAGCCGCGAUGGAGCGCAGAUCCUGGUUCGAGUAUGCUGAUAUCGAGAAAAUAAGGAAGCUUUGCACGGAGUAUUUUCGGUCUCUCUGCCAACGAAUUUUUAGUUUUUAGUACCCAACCCAAUUUGAUUUUUUUAAUCAAGUUAUGACAUAUUUUGAUCAUGAAAUAAUAUAAAUUAAAAAUAAUUAAAUAUUAUAUAAAAAAUUCAAAAUUAUAUUUUAAAAUAUAUUUAAUUUUACUAAAUUUACAUUAUAACU
This is a messenger RNA of Cuscuta campestris, 1923 nucleotides long. NCBI's taxonomy places the organism in Eukaryota, Viridiplantae, Streptophyta, Magnoliopsida, Solanales, Convolvulaceae. The record is from the annotation of a GenBank genome assembly.